CAUAUGUUGCUGAGGUUGACUAGCUGAUUAAUUUAUGAUAAGCUAGGGCUGACUGAUUUUUUGUUUGGUAAACUUAUUGCUCCCCCGAAUGCCUGGGUAUUUAAAUUCCUGACCUCGAACUCCGCGCCCUCCAUUUAAUAGUUCAAACCACUGUUCCAAACUAACAUGGCUUCAUUCAGGAAAACGAAUACAAAAGUAUUCGCCAAAGCUGGACCAGAAUUGACCCCUGAUAAUAUAUAUUGGAAAAAAUUCACGCCCCCGGUCUUCGUCAAGGAAUUUGGACCAAUCGACUACAUUGAUUUUUCACCGAUCGAACCGCAUUACUUUGCCGUAACAUGUUCAGUGAGAGUACAAGUUUACAACCCUAUAACUAAACUAGUUACAACCAAUUUAAGUCGGUUUCGUGAAGCUGCUUACGGAGGAUGUUUUCGGAGCGAUGGUAAACUGCUUUGUGCCGGAGGAGAGGAACCUUGUGUGAGAUUAUUCGAUAUCAACACAAAGAGUCUACUGCGGUUAUUCAAAGGACAUCAAGCUGCGGUACAUAGAACGCUCUUUACCAGGGAUAGCAUACGUAUUACUUCAUUUUCCGAUGAUAAAACAGUCGCUCUCUGGGACAUACCCAGCGAAAAACAGCUCACCACUUUUAAAGAACAUGAAGACUAUGUCAGAGCUGGAGCCGUUAGUCCCGUAUCACCUGACAUAUUUUUAUCUGGAGGCUAUGACAAAGUUGUUAAGAUGUAUGACACCAGAACUGAUAAGACAGUUUUGAAAGUGGACCAUGAAGCUCCAGUUGAAAGCUUACUGUUCCUUCCAGCUGGUGGAAUAUUUUUAUCAGCUGGUGGUACUGAAAUAAGAGUUUGGGAUGCAUUAGCUGGAGGAAAAUUACUGGCAAAAAUAUCGCAGCACCAUAAAACAAUAACGUGUCUUAAACUAGCAUCAAAAGGUCAGAGAAUAGUAUCUGGAUCUUUGGACAGACAUGUCAAAAUCUAUGAUGCAGGCACAUACAAAGUUGUCCAUACUCUGGAUUAUCCGAAUGCUGUACUCAGUGUGGGAAUUAGUCCUGACGAUGAAACAGUUGUAGCUGGUAUGGUCGACGGCCUAAUAUCGGUAAGAAGAAGAGACACAGAGGUGAAACAAACUAAGGCACAGCGUAAGAAAGUUUCCUACAGAUACGCAGAUUCCCAUUCUCGAAUUACAUCCACAGAUAUAGUUGUUCAGGAGGAAACUAAACAAAUCCUCAGCAAGCAAGAUAUUUUUUUGAGAAAAUUUCAGUACUCCAAAGCCCUUGACAGCGUCUUAUUAGCUUUCGUUGUCAAAAGAACACCCCAUGUCACCGUUGCUCUAAUGCAAGAACUCAUCAGACGACAAGGAUUAAAGCAGGCCCUAGCAGCGAGAGAUGGAAAGUCACUGUUAAACAUUCUUCGAUUUUUGACAAGGUAUAUCGGUGAUGUUAGAUUUGGACGAGUUUUGCUACACGUUACUGGUGUUUUAAUGGAUGCUUAUGAAGAAAGUUUGGAUGAAUUGAGCGACGAAGUACGUUCAAUGUUCAAUAUAUUAGCCAAAAAACUAGAAGAGGAGGAAGAUUUAACUAGAUCUUUACUAGAACUACAAGGUGCCUUGCAAAUGUUGGUGACCGGUGCAGAAAACGUGGGUCCAGUAGCCAUCAGAGAUCAGGUGCAACUAGAACCAUCGAGUGCAGCUCACCACCAAAAAAGCCUUAUUUUUAGUAUAGGAUAGUGCUGAUCCAUCAACAAAUGUACAGUUCAUAAUAAAAAAACGCCAGAAAUAUUGAAA
Messenger RNA from Athalia rosae (coleseed sawfly), 1794 nucleotides. Its product is annotated as U3 small nucleolar RNA-associated protein 15 homolog. The transcript is spliced from 5 exons. Gene Ontology annotation, cellular component: nucleolus. The record is from RefSeq and is a predicted model, not a curated record. Gene Ontology annotation, molecular function: protein binding. NCBI's taxonomy places the organism in Eukaryota, Metazoa, Arthropoda, Insecta, Hymenoptera, Athaliidae. Gene Ontology annotation, biological process: rRNA processing; positive regulation of transcription by RNA polymerase I. The coding region runs from base 166 to 1737 and encodes 523 amino acids.